AUGCUCACCCGCCGUGCCCUUCUCCGCAGCCUGGCGGGCGAGCUGACCCCCAGACCGCGGUGUCUAUUACCACUUCGACAGCAGCAACAACAACAACCACACCCUCGAACGGCCUUCCAGCGAUGCCGGAAUCCACAAUCAGCGAGAUCAGUGGCGACCUACACGCAUCCCCAUCAUGCCGCCUCCAUUUCCGUCCUGCCCACCGCUGUCGACACGUCCUCUCCAGAGUUCAAAGAGAACGCCAGGCAGAUGAACGAGCUGGUGGAGGAAAUGACCCGCUUGCACGAGAAGAUCGCGCAAGGCGGUCCACAGAAGGCAAAGGAUAAGCAUAUUGCGAGAGGCAAGAUGUUGCCCCGCGAUCGGGUCACCGCGCUGAUCGAUCCGGGGACCUCGUUCCUCGAGCUCUCCCCCCUGGCGGGCCACGAGGUGUACCCCGGCGAGGACGUGCCUGGCGGAGGGAUCAUCACGGGCAUCGGCACCGUCGAGGGAGUGACCUGCAUGAUCGUCGCCAACGACAGCACCGUCAAGGGAGGCACGUACUAUCCGAUCACGGUGAAGAAGCACCUGCGCGCGCAGGCCAUCGCGCAGGAGAAUAAGCUGCCUUGUAUCUAUCUUGUCGACUCCGGUGGCGCCAAUCUGCCGCAUCAGGCGGACGUCUUCCCGGACCGAGACCACUUUGGGCGCAUUUUCUACAAUCAAGCCCGGAUGAGCUCCCUCGGUAUACCGCAGAUUUCCGUGGUUAUGGGGCCCUGCACCGCGGGAGGAGCAUACGUUCCCGCGAUGAGCGAUGAGACAAUCAUUGUCGAGAACCAGGGCACUAUCUUCCUGGCCGGUCCUCCCCUGGUGAAAGCGGCCACCGGGGAGGUCGUCUCGGCGGAAGAGCUGGGUGGAGGGCACUUGCACAGCACCAUCUCUGGAGUUACGGAUUACCUGGCUGUGGACGACGCUCACGCCCUUGUUCUUGCACGCCGGUGUGUCGCCAAUCUCAACUACCCCAAGACCAGCUUCCCAUGGUCCCAGACGACUACCAUCAAGGAACCGCUUUAUGACCCCGAGGAGCUGGCAGGCAUCGUGGGCACCAACCUCCGUCGACAGAUCCCAGUGCACGAGGUGAUCGCCCGAAUCGUCGACGGCAGCGAAUUCGCCGAGUUCAAACGCGACUACGGCACCACACUGGUCACGGGGUUCGCGCGCAUCUACAGCAUGCAGGUCGGGAUCGUGGCCAACAACGGCAUUCUGUUCUCCGAGUCCUCCCUGAAGGGAGCGCAUUUCAUCGAGUUGUGUGCCCAGCGCGGGAUCCCGCUGGUUUUCCUGCAGAACAUCUCCGGGUUCAUGGUCGGAGCAGAUGCGGAGAAAGGGGGUAUUGCGAAGAACGGCGCGAAGCUGGUCACGGCCGUGGCUUGUGCCGAUAUCCCCAAGUUUACGGUCGUGUUUGGAUCGAGUGCCGGUGCAGGAAAUUACGGCAUGUGUGGCCGCGCCUACUCCCCCCGACUGCUCUUCAUGUGGCCCAACGCCAAAAUCGGCGUCAUGGGCUCCGAGCAACUCACCGCCGUGAUGGAGGCGGUAGGCAAGACCGCCGACCCAGAGCUGAAAUCGCGCAUCGAUCACGAAUCCAAAGCCAUCUUCUCGUCGGCCCGGCUCUGGGACGACGGUAUUAUUCCUCCCGCCCGCACGCGUCAGGUUCUGGGCAUGGGUCUUGCUGCCGCUCUGGGCGGCAAAGUGGACUCGGUGCAGACGAAAUUUGGCGUGUUUAGGAUGUAA
Messenger RNA from Rasamsonia emersonii CBS 393.64, 1761 nucleotides. Its product is annotated as Propionyl-CoA carboxylase. Bases 1 to 1761 code for a protein of 586 amino acids. The transcript has 2 exons. Gene Ontology annotation, molecular function: methylcrotonoyl-CoA carboxylase activity. The record is from RefSeq and is a predicted model, not a curated record. NCBI's taxonomy places the organism in Eukaryota, Fungi, Ascomycota, Eurotiomycetes, Eurotiales, Trichocomaceae. Gene Ontology annotation, cellular component: mitochondrion; methylcrotonoyl-CoA carboxylase complex. Gene Ontology annotation, biological process: L-leucine catabolic process.